UAAUUGAUGAAAAGAUUGUUGAUUUGGGUUUUAUUAUGUGAAUUCAUGAAUCCUAGAUGGUUUUUUUCGCGGGAAAUUGAAGAAAAGGUAAUUUAGGCGCUUGUCGUGUUUUAAGAUUCAAAAGAACAAUGGCUUAUGGUAAUAAGUAGGUUCUCUUGAUAUGAUCACUAAGACAUGGUGUUACAAAAGAGGUUGGAAUAUGGAUUUAACGGCUAUCAAAUGCCUCCAACACCGCGAGCUGCCAGAUCAGCCACGAGGAGGGUUCCGUCUUGGAAGAAAACCGAGGACCGUAACCUUAACAACAAUGAUAACAAGCAAAUGUGCGCAUUCGAUUUACUGGCCACUGUAGCUGGAAAGUUAUUACAGGAGGGUGGAGAUAAUGAAACUGGAACGGUUAAAACUGUUGAAAACGACCCUUCAAAUGUUACUAUUUGUGAUCAGGGAAGCUGCAAUAGGAGUUUCUUUGUGUCUGAGAUAAUCUCACAAGCUCCUGUCAUUCAGGAUUCUAAUUCUGGGCCUUCAUCAGGUAUUACCGUUUCUGAUUGCUCCGAGAAGUCAAAGGCUAUUUCUGUUGAGAAUUUUAAAGUGAAAGCCGCCCCAUUUAGUUGUAAAGUAGAGGAAAAGAAUUGUAAACAGAUAACAAGCGAGGCACCAAAGCCUAAGCCUCUGGUAGUCCGUAAUAUAGAUAAUAAUAAUGAUAAUAAUAAUGUGAAGUUUCCGUUUUGCAAAGAUGAUGUAAAUUUAACUGUUAAAGAUGAUGACGAAAAUGAAAACUCUUCCGGGGUCACUAGAGAUCCUAAUAAGACUCUGAAACCGCCAUCACGCAUUGGAGAUCGAAGAAUAAGGCGGCUUUUGGCAUCUAAAUGCUGGAAACCGGGUCCAAAGUUGCAUGAUGAUGUGAACUUUGAUGAUGAUGUUUACGGUAACAGGAAUCCUUGCCACAAACGCGAAAGAUCAUUGAAGGAUUAUCCGUUCAAAAAGAGACGACUCUAUGAACUUGAUCACUAUUCGAAAUCUGAUGUUGUAAAUAGUGAAGAUCGAUCCAGCCUACCUCAAAAGGGCUCGAUAGAAAAUGUUUCUACGUGUGUCAAAUUUGAAGGAGGUGCAAAGACAUCAGGAUUUGUAUCAAAGCAAAAUUCAUCCUUUCAAUCCCGGGAUUCUCAUGUGAAGCUCAAGAUCAAAUCUUUCCGUGUUCCUGAGCUUUUCUUUGAGUUACCUAAAACCACAACUAUUGGUUCUCUUAAGAGGACUGUUAUGGAGGCCUUGACUUCUAUGCUUAGUGGUGAGCUACACGUGGGUGUGAUGCUUCAGGGGAAAAGGGUUAGAGAUGACGAUAAAACUUUACUUCAAACUGGCAUACAUAACAAGCUAGAUGCCUUGGGUUUCACCUUGGAGCCUAACCAGUUGCAAAAUCUAUCAUCUUUAUGCCCUGAAGAUCAAUCCUGUCCACCAACUCCCGAUAUACCUAAGCCCUUAACAAGGUAUAACCUGCCUCCAAAUGUAGUUAACCGUUUGGUGGUUCAACCUGAUGUUUCUGGCGCUUUGCCCGACCCACCGAUGACAAAUUAUGGUGGUGGUUCGAUCGAAAGUGAUCAUGACUCAGCACCAUCACCGCCUAACUUGUCUCUGGACAACAGAAGUGGUUCAGAGUCGAGGGCUCUGGUCACGGUUCCGCAUAUGCACCCCAGGGCACUGGCUAUGGUUCCUAUGAAGAAAUCCAAGCGGUCUGAGGUUGCCCAACGUAGAAUUCGUCGACCUUUCUCGGUUUCUGAGGUGGAAGCAUUGGUUCAAGCUGUUGAGAAGCUUGGAACCGGAAGAUGGCGUGAUGUGAAGUUAAGAGCCUUUGAUAAUGCAAAGCAUCGCACCUACGUUGAUUUAAAGGACAAGUGGAAAACACUGGUGCACACAGCAAGAAUAUCACCACAGCAAAGAAGAGGCGAGCCUGUGCCUCAGGAACUCUUAGACAGAGUCUUAGCAGCGCAUGCAUACUGGUCACACCACCAAGUGAAGCAACAGUUCAAGCAACCAUCACAACCCGAAACUUAUGACUCCUUUAAAUAAGUCAAACAAAAUUUUUACAGCACAAGUCAUAAAAAAGUAAGUAAAACAUGAACCUUUUCCCUUCAUCCUCCCUAACAAUCACAUUCCAAAUACGGAGGUAUUUGUAAUUAUCUAUUGUUGUUAUAACUUUUAAUUAUCAAAACUCCUAAUAUAAAAAACAUAACGAAAAGGUGGAGGAAGAACAGUAAAGAUUACUCUUCUUUUUGUUGUUUCCGGGUUGGCGCAAGACUUGUAAAUGGGUCGACCGAAUAAGAGCUUGUUUAGCUAACAGAUUUUCUUUUGAAAACGCCCAUCUUUGUAUGGGCGGUCUCCUUAUAAUGCUUUCGGGUUGUAUUCUUUGUUAGAUUUUUCACCCUUUCCUCUCUUUGUAAUGUUUAGAAAUUAAGUGUAGGUUUGUUUGGUCUAAUGUUGUUGAAUAAGAUGUCUAAUUUAUAGGAGUUUUGAUGUAUUUUGUCUUU
Erigeron canadensis is the source of this 2519-nucleotide messenger RNA. Its product is annotated as telomere repeat-binding protein 5-like. The transcript has 10 exons. The coding region runs from base 175 to 2061 and encodes 628 amino acids. Lineage: Eukaryota; Viridiplantae; Streptophyta; Magnoliopsida; Asterales; Asteraceae. The record is from RefSeq and is a predicted model, not a curated record.